AGAGAGGAAAAAGAGAAGCAGAGACAAGAGGACUGACACACACCGACUGAUCAGAUCCGUGACAGAGAAGGCAGCGAAUACGCUGCUGGAGUGACUCAUUUACAGACUGCAGAUAAAGGUGAAGUCUGCCAGAACUUGGCUGCUUGGUCCAGUUGUGCGCCUGGGUUGACAACUGCUCUGCUGGGGGGGAUUUACUGCACUUUGUUUUCCAAGAAAACCGAUUCUCUACCAAUCUGAUGGAGGAAAUCGCCCACCAGAACACUGCUGAUCCACAUCCAUUCUGUGCCACCUUUAAACCACAGCUGAACUAAGCCUCGCUUCAAAGACGCAUAGAUGAGCGUGCUGCUGAAUAUCCUUGAACUCGUCACAAUCAACACAAAAUGACCACGCCGCUGUUACCUGGAAGUUCUCUACCACCUAACGCUUCCUUCUCUACCUCACCGGCGUCCAUAUCCGUUUCCGUGCCGUCCUUCCUGCAGAGCAGCUCCCCAUUUGUUACCUCCAACGCCACGCCGCCUAACUGCGGUGGGAACCCCUCCCUCAGUGUGCCACUGGCCGGUUUCUACAUGCUGUUCUUUGUUUUAGGGCUCUUGGGGAACCUGUUUGCUCUGUGGGUGUUCCUCUUUGUGCACUCUCGCCAUAAUUCGGUGCGUGUGUUCCUCAUCAACUGCGCUGUGGCAGAUCUGGUCCUCCUGGCAUGCCUGCCCUUCAGGGUGUUUUAUCAUCUCAAUGGAGACAAAUGGGAAUUGGGGCAGGUGGCGUGCAAGCUGGUGGGCAAUGCCUUCUACAUGAAUAUGUACAUGAGCAUAACGCUGCUGGGCCUCAUCAGCCUGGAUCGAUACGUGAGGCUGAAGGGGAGAGGACAGGGUAGGCAAACCAUAUGGAGGAGGCUGCGUGGGCGCGGGCAGCUGUGGGGCUGGGUGGUGUGCGGGAGCGUUUGGAGCAUGUUUCUGGUCGGAACGCUAGUCAUGAUCACAACGAAAGAGGACAAAAAGGACGAGAACCAUUGCUUCCAGUACAAGAAACGCCGCAACGUCGCUUGGAAGGCCUACGUUAAUGGAGGAUUGGUGCUGCUCUUCUGGUUGGUCUUCAUUCUACUGGUCAUCUCUUACGCCAAAAUCGCCUCUCAGUUGCUUCAGUUGUCGCAGAACAGGCCUGAGCUUCCUAACGCACAGAGAUACAAGAAAACCGCCAAGAAAUCCUUCUUUGUCCUCUUUCUGUUCACGGUCUGCUUUGCACCGUACCAUGCCUUCCGCCCUGUAUACAUCCUAUCCCAAAUGAGCUCCGAAGACGACUGCAACUACCUAAAGAUGGUAGACCGCACCAAUGAGAUCAUGCUCCUGCUGUCCACCUUUAACAGCUGCUUGGAUCCAGUCAUGUACUUUCUCUUGUCCGGCUCAGUGCGCAGAACCGCUCUCAAAGUUAUUGGACAUCGGUUCGGCAACCAUCUUCCCUUCCUUCAGGAGGGAACAUACAACAGCUCCACCAUGGAGUACAGACGGCCGUCUGUGCCGCUGGCUUUACACGACCAAGUCCUCAACAAUCCUUCACUCACACCCAGAACCAGCUUCUGCAUCAUUAACACCAACCUUCGCCGUACAGGAACUACACUUACUCCCUCUGGCCACCAGUGAUCAAAGCUCAUCAGAUUGUGUCAUGUUAGAACUCUCAAAGCAUAACGACACGCUAAAGGCUAGUUGAUUCUAAGCCGCUCAAAUUUCAAAGAACGUUACAACCUUUACGUCGCUAGUUUUUAUUAUUAAUUAUAUUGUUUUUCUGUAACAAAAAUACUAGAACUCACGUGCAUGGUCUUUGCUUUUCAAAUGGUAAUAUUUGUUUGGAAAA
This is a messenger RNA of Cyprinodon variegatus (sheepshead minnow), 1845 nucleotides long. It is a transcript of the gene gpr34, whose product is annotated as G protein-coupled receptor 34. Gene Ontology annotation, biological process: G protein-coupled receptor signaling pathway. Gene Ontology annotation, cellular component: membrane. Lineage: Eukaryota; Metazoa; Chordata; Actinopteri; Cyprinodontiformes; Cyprinodontidae. Gene Ontology annotation, molecular function: G protein-coupled purinergic nucleotide receptor activity. The transcript is spliced from 2 exons. Bases 381 to 1634 code for a protein of 417 amino acids. The record is from RefSeq and is a predicted model, not a curated record.